CGGUAGUCUCCUGUUGGAUCUGUGGUGAAGCGUUGGGUAGCGAUCGUGUACGUGACCACUGUCACAUCACCGGUGCUUACCGUGGUGCAGCACACAACCAUUGUAACCUGAACAUGCGGAUUGAGCCGUUCAAGAUCAAGAUUCCUGUGAUCUUUCAUAACUUGAAGGGAUACGAUUCUCAUCACAUCAUAUCUGCCAUUGGGAGAACAUCCACUGAUGAGAUUACGUAUGUGAACGAGAAAGGACAAGAACGGACCAAGCGUCUCGGUGCUAUCAAAGUGGUUCCCAUCAACAGUGAAAAAUAUGUCACAUUCGGAUGGAGACAGUUCCAGUUCAUCGACAGCCUGGCAUUCUUGAACACCUCCCUAGACCGGUUGGUUUCGGCUACACCACCAGAUGCAUUCGCCCUUCUAUCCGCACGAUUUCCAGACGAGGAUGAACGCAAACUGUUGACACGAAAGGGUGUCUACCCGUAUGAAUAUAUGGGGUCGUACGACCAAUUCGAAGAAACGCGUCUACCACCCAAGGAUGCAUUCCACUCAACGCUAACGAACAUGGGUAUCAGUGAUGAAGACUAUGCCUAUGCGCAAACAGUAUGGACUGCGUUUGACUGUGAAGAUCUAGGAGACUAUCACGACCUCUACCUGGAGACUGAUGUGCUGCUGUUGGCUGACGUUUUCGAAAACUUCAGAAGAACUGCUCACGCAACCUAUGGAUUGGAUCCCGCUAAUUACCUCACCUUACCGGGAUUUGCCUGGGAUUCGCUGCUGAAAAUGACGAAGGUGUCCCUUCAUCUCAUUUCCGACAUUGACAUGUUCAACUUCAUUGAGCAUGGCAAAAGAGGUGGCAUAAGCAUGGUGUCCGCUAGACAUGCCACCGCCAACAACAGAUAUCUAUCGGAGUACAAUCCAGACGAGCCGACAAGCUUCAUCCAAUAUUUAGAUGCGAACAAUCUAUAUGGAUGGGCCAUGUCUCAACCCUUGCCCGUGUCGGACUUCUGCUUUGAAGCAGUGACGGAUGAUCUUCUGGAGACGGUACUCGAUCAUCCAAUGGACUCUUCGACGGGAUACAUGGUGGAGUGCGAUUUAAGGAUUCCAGAUGGUGUGCAUGACAUGAUGAAUGACUAUCCGUUGGCUCCUGAGAAGAUGAAGGUGACACGAGAUAUGCUUUCUCCAUAUCAGACCCACAUGGCAGAGAAACUAAUGGUGACCGGUUUGGAAGCGAAGAAACUGGUACCAAAUCUACUGGUGAAAGAGCACUAUGUUCUGCACUACAGAAACUUGCAGCAGUAUGUGUCCUUGGGUGUGGAGAUUACAGAUGUACAUCGUGUGCUCUCCUUCACACAACACCCAUGGAUGAAGCCAUACAUCGACACUAAUACUGACCUGAGAAAGCUAUCAACUUCUGAUUUCGAGAAAGACUUCUAUAAGUUGAUGAACAAUGCUGUAUAUGGCAAGACCAUGGAAAACGUUCGAAACAGAGUAAACAUCAAGCUCAUUCGUGAACAGGAUGAAAAACCACGUCUCCAGAAAAGCAUCAACAAACCUUCGUACAUCCGCAGUGUAGCCUUUGAGAACGAUCUGAUAGCAAUCGAGUUUGCCAAGACAAAGGUGACUCUCAAUAAACCCAUUUAUGUGGGUACAGCCAUCCUCGAUCUGUCGAAGCACUUGAUGUAUUCCUUUUACUAUGAAGUUCUCCUACCCCGCUAUGGACAAAAUGUACGUUUGCUCUACACUGAUACUGAUAGUCUGAUCGUACAUAUUCAAACGGAUGAUCUGUACACCGAUAUGUCAAACAACAUAACAGCCUAUGACACAUCCAACUAUUCACCAUCCCACCACCUGUACAGCACGGUCAACAAGAAGGUGGUAGGGAAGUUCAAGGACGAACUAGGUGGCAAACCCAUCAAGGAGUUCAUUGGUUUGCGGAGCAAGAUGUACGCAUACCGCUGUGAAGACAACGACGACAAUGGCAAGCGUGCCAAAGGUGUGCAGAGAAGCGUGUUGAAAAACACCAUAACCGUCGAUGAUUAUCGAACAUGUCUCGUCGAGGAGUCUCAGCUGAAGAGAACAAUGAAUGUUCUUCGAAGUCGACGACAUUGCAUUCACGGAGAGGAGCUACACAAGAUUGCCCUCUGUGGAUUCGACAGUAAGCGUUACAUUCUGGAGGAUGGUAUCAACACCCUGGCAUUCGGACACAAGGAUAUUCCAAAGCACUGAGGGAUUUCCACACAUACUAGAGCAUAUGUCAUAUCUUCUCAUGAAAUACAUUGUAAAUACUAUGCGAUUCAUAAUAUUCACGUUAAUCCAAAGCAUGAGCUACAUUGUACAUAUGAAAUGCUAAUACUUUUUGAGAUCAUUCACAUCCUUCUUUGUUAACCAGGUAUGGAAUUUUUCGUCUUGAUAA
Messenger RNA from Sycon ciliatum, 2406 nucleotides. RefSeq lists its product as uncharacterized. The record is from RefSeq and is a predicted model, not a curated record. Bases 114 to 2219 code for a protein of 701 amino acids. Gene Ontology annotation, biological process: DNA replication. The transcript is spliced from 5 exons. Gene Ontology annotation, molecular function: nucleotide binding; DNA-directed DNA polymerase activity; DNA binding. Lineage: Eukaryota; Metazoa; Porifera; Calcarea; Leucosolenida; Sycettidae.